UCCGUCUCCCUCCUCCAUGUUGUGCAUCAGCGAGACUGCCUGCUAAACGAGCCACCUGUCGAAAAUCUGGCUGAGUUAUUCACUGGGAGGGAUGCUGAGAUGUCUGAGAGCAACAUAACAGUACUAAUGACUCUACCUGAGAAUUGCAGCCUGGAGAAUUACAAGAAGCCAAGACAUCUCUACUGUUGGAACGGAGGCUACUUCCUGCGAAUACUUCCCAGUGGCGCCAUUGAUGGUUUCAGAGAAAGGAAUGACAAAUAUGUUCAGCUUCAAGUUACUGCAGAAGGUUUUGGGAUGGUGUCCAUCAAAGGGACAGAAUCAGGAAGAUUCCUUGCAAUGGGUGCAGACGGGCAUUUGUAUGGAUCGAGGACUGCAACAGACGAAUGUGUCUUCUUGGAAACUUUAGAAGAGAAUCACUACAAUACUUACAAAUCCCACAAGUACCAGGACAAGAACUGGUAUGUCGGCAUCAAGAAAAAUGGAAGUUGCAAAACUGGGCCAAAAACUCACAUUGGACAAAAGAGCAUUCUCUUCCUCCCUCUGUCCAUUGACAGUUGAAGGCAACACUUUCUUCUGCUGACUGUACAAACCUCAGCAAUGAAUGAAUAUCAGGUGGAAAAGAGCUGAACACGAUUCAUGAAAAAGAAAACACAGCAGAGGGCACCUGGGACCUUUCUGACAAACUAGCUGUUCACUGCCACAUAUUUCCACUUUCAUUACUGAUAUACAAAAAUGCAGAUCUAAUAUUUUUUCUGUACCAAGACAUAGAAUUUUAAUAAACUUGAAAUCAUUUUCUCUUCACAAA
Messenger RNA from Polypterus senegalus (gray bichir), 805 nucleotides. Its product is annotated as fibroblast growth factor 1-like. Gene Ontology annotation, cellular component: cytoplasm. The record is from RefSeq and is a predicted model, not a curated record. The transcript has 4 exons. Gene Ontology annotation, molecular function: growth factor activity; fibroblast growth factor receptor binding. Lineage: Eukaryota; Metazoa; Chordata; Cladistia; Polypteriformes; Polypteridae. Gene Ontology annotation, biological process: regulation of cell migration; positive regulation of protein phosphorylation; animal organ morphogenesis. The coding region runs from base 100 to 558 and encodes 152 amino acids.